AUGGAAUUUCUGGUUUGGAUGGUUUGGCAGCUCAGCCAAAAUACAAAGUUUCAGCAAGUUUCACCUUUUGCAUUUCAGGAUUAUAAUGAUGAAAUUCGCCAGGAGCAGCUGAGAGAACUGUCGUAUUUGAACGGUUCUGAGGAUUCAGCACGUGGACGGGGCAUUCGAGGAAGAGGGAUCCGUGUGCCACCUGCAGCUCCUUCAAGGGGACGUGGGGGUGCGAUUCCUCCACCCCCGCCAGGACGAGGUGCCCAAGCACCUCGAGGAGCGCCGGUCACCCGUGGAGCCCUCCCCGUCCCACCAGUGGCGAGGGGUGUGCCCACCCCUCGAGCAAGGGGCGCCCCAGCUGUCCCGGGCUACAGACCACCCCCACCACCUGCACACGAGGCCUAUGAAGAAUAUGGAUACGAUGAUGGAUAUGGGGGUGAAUAUGAUGAUCCAAGCUAUGAGGCAUAUGAUAACAGUUACGCCACCCAAACACAAAGUGUGCCUGAAUAUUAUGACUAUGGUCACGGAACAAGCGAAGAGGCUUAUGACAGCUACGCACAAGAAGAAUGGGCCACAACCCGUUCCAGCCUAAAGGCACCACCUCCAAGGUCAGCCAGAGGGGGUUACAGGGAACACCCCUAUGGUAGAUAUUGAAGGUCCUCCUCAUCUGUGACCUCAUCUCAAAGACAAUUAAUAGCCUGUGGUCUCCACAUAAACAGCAACAAGACAAGUAAUAGUCCAUUUCUUUUCUAUCCUAGGGAUUACUGCUCAUUAUUAUCCUAUGUACUACUUGUAUUUCCUAUAAUAUUGGAGUGACAUUGGCAUUAGUAUUAUUUUAUAACACGGACUUAAAAAAAACAGAGACAAAAAACCUUCGGCAAGCAUUGUCUAUAAACCAUUCAAAGAUGAUGUUCUGUUGGUUGUAUUCAUUGCUGUGUGUAACUUAAAAAGCAUGACACUGUUACAGAUCUUGAGUCUCUCUACAUACUAGCUAAGGCUGAGUUUUUGUUCAGGGUUGCUGGAAGACUGUAAUAUGAUUCUUUUUUUUCCUUUUUUUUUGAACCGGACAAUAAUCAAGCUGUAGAUAAGAUGUUUUAACCUGUCUUUUUUAAUAUAUGUUAGUUUAGAUUAAGAUGUUCGAUAUUAAGUUUGUAAAUUUAAUUUUAAAUGCUGUUUUAAUGGGGUUGAAAACAAGCAGCUACUGUAUGUAUGUAGCUAACUGAAUUUGUUCAGUGUUUUAACCUGUAUUUGUUAAAAAAAAUCACAUAAAGUUCCAUGUGUAAGCUUCUCUAAAUAGGAAACCAUAAUUUUGUCAAAUAUGUUUGCCAUAAUUUGUCAAUAAAGCUGAAACCUUUUGUAACAAACUAAAUUUGGAAUUACUUGUUUUCUAGCUUUAAAUGCCUGCUUUAUUUCUUUUUCAAGAGAUGCCUAAAAUGUUUUUUAUAUAAAAAUUACAAAAAUGAACCCAAGCCUGUUUUAAGAUUUUUUGUGUAAGACUUUAAAAGUUGUAUUAAUAACUUCUGGUUGUUAAAUAAUUUAAAAGUUAACAAACUAAACUGUUACAUGAAUCAUGGUUAGUAUCCACUAAUGUAUAACAUGUUAAUGGAAAAAAAUGCUUUAGAACAAUAAAUGGAUUUUAAACUAUC
Messenger RNA from Charadrius vociferus (killdeer), 1634 nucleotides. RefSeq names its product KH domain containing, RNA binding, signal transduction associated 2 (gene KHDRBS2). The record is from RefSeq and is a predicted model, not a curated record. The transcript has 5 exons. Gene Ontology annotation, cellular component: nucleus. Gene Ontology annotation, biological process: regulation of alternative mRNA splicing, via spliceosome. Lineage: Eukaryota; Metazoa; Chordata; Aves; Charadriiformes; Charadriidae. Gene Ontology annotation, molecular function: mRNA binding; poly(A) binding. The coding region runs from base 1 to 642 and encodes 213 amino acids.